Messenger RNA from Phasianus colchicus (ring-necked pheasant), 2433 nucleotides. RefSeq names its product glyoxalase domain containing 5 (gene GLOD5). The record is from RefSeq and is a predicted model, not a curated record. Lineage: Eukaryota; Metazoa; Chordata; Aves; Galliformes; Phasianidae.
CAAAAUGAAAAUUUCUCAUCCCUCAAAUACCUAAUCAAGCUGUCAGAGCUAAAUCCAUUUAUUUUCCAUAGUGUGGUGCAAAGAUGUUCCCAGUCUCUGGAGAGGACUCCAGAGAGGGUGGGAGGGAAGUUUCAUACACAUGAUCCAUCCCUAGUGCACACAGGGUUCUUGGGGAGCUCAGCCAUAAAUGAAGUGAUCAAGUUAGUUCUCCAGAUGUGAAGCCAGCCAGGGGAUCUGACAUACCUUACCAGAGCUAAGCAGGGGUCUGAGCCCCUUCUAGAGGGGAGAAUUUAUUGCUUCUGUACUUGUGCCACCUGCAGGCCAGAAGAAAACCCAGUUGUGCUCCAUUCACGGUUCAGUUCACAGCUGCCUUGAUCAUUUCCCUAAGCAGCUGGAUGUUCCUAACCUUCAUUUUUUGUGGUUUUGCACUCUGUUCCCAGUUCUAAGAUGAUGUCCUGGAAGGAGAAGAGUAUGAAUCCACCCCCGUGUUUCAUCCAGCGCCUGGACCACCUUGUGUUGACUGUUAAGAGCAUUGAGGACACUGUUGCCUUUUAUUCCAAAGUCCUGGGCAUGGAGGUGGUAACUUUCAAGGAAAAUCGCAAAGCUUUACGUUUUGGCAACCAGAAGUUCAACCUGCAUGAAGUUGGGAAGGAGUUUGAACCCAAAGCUCGAUGCCCAGUCCCUGGCUCUGCAGAUAUCUGCCUUAUCACAGAGGUAUCCCUGGACCAUCUCCUGAGUCAUCUGAAGGCUUGCGGAGUGAACAUUGAAGAAGGUCCUGUGGUCAGGACUGGUGCUGUGGGUCCAAUAACAUCUGUAUACUUCCGAGACCCUGAUGAGAAUCUGAUUGAAGUUUCUAAGUACAACACAGAUAAGAAUGAAGCCAGUGGAGGGGAACCCUAACCACGACCCAUUCUCUGCCUGUGUCCCAGUAGGAAGCCUGAUGCAGGUGUCAGCAUUCAUUUUGUAAACUUAGAACAAGGCUUAACUACCAGCUAGAAAUAUAGAACUGCAUGAGAGCUUUCCCAAGACAAGAUCAGCUCUGGCUUGCUGAGAUCUUACCUCUGGAUAUGAAUCAUAGAAUCACAGAAUCACAGAAUCCUUAGAGUUGGAAGGGACCUCUGAAGGCCAUCUAAUCCAACUCCACAGCAAUAAACAGGUACACCACAGCUAGAUCAGGUUGCCCAGAGCCUUAUCCAGCCUCUCUGAAAGUUUCUAGGCAUGGGGCAUCAACUACAUCACUAGGCAACCUAUUCUAAUGCCUCACCACCCUCAGUGAAAAAUCUUUUUUUCUUAUAUUUAACUUAAAUAUACCCUUCUACGUUUAUAAAUCAACAACGGUUGAGAUUUCAUGCGUCCUGCUGAAACCCACUGCCUAUCUAGGAACUGGGGACUGAGCUCCAGUGUCUGACAUACAAAUUGCUCACAAGACUGAAGAUCUGUGUGUCAUACUCAACCGUGUAUUAAUACUUGAAAAGUGACAGAGUUCUGUUCGUCUGGGAUGGGAGCAGUCAGCAAUGAGAUAUCUAGCGUUACACAUCCUCCUCUCCAUGCAGCCACCUCAUUGCUGACUUCUCCCAUCCCAGAUGAACAGAACUCUGUCACUUUUCAAGUCCCUGCAAAAAUCAGCUGAGGGAGUCUUUCACUGUGCUAAGGGGACAGUGGUAUCAGGCAAAGAAAAUUCUAAAUUGGCUCCACUUUCAGCCCAGCCUGGUUGUCUAAGACUGUCACUAUCUGAGUUUCCUUCUUUCUUUAAUUCCUUCAAUUAUUGAAAAGCAUAAAAGAACAAAGGGGGGUUACUUGGGGUUUUUCAAGGAGAGCAGUUCCUCAGAUGGCCACACUGCGGUAGUAACGUUAUCAUCAAGGAAACAGUGCUGGAAGACAGAGUGAACUUUUCUGACUUCUAAGUCAAAAUCACCUCUAAAAAUGAAAUAAUCUGCGAAUUGAACUUUUGAAAAAUAAAAAAUUUCUGAUGGCAUAUCCUGUGAAGUGUAUGAUGGAAAAAAACCCCAAAUCUUAAUAAAUGCAGUGCUUCCCAUUACCCAAAACUUGCGUCAGUGUCAGGAGAGAAAGCAGCUUGCAGUUCGGAUCAAACCACUUGUGGGAAUGAACGAUAAGCUUUCCCAUGAGAUAUGGAAACUCACCCUUUGCUUUGCCCGUGGAGAGCAAAAGCGGACCCCUGGGGAUGGGGACCGCUGGGAACGGGGACCUCGGUCUGGGAGCCCCGGGGCAGCGGCCGCUCUCCAGGGUGCUGACGACUGCCAGGAAGCGUCACUCCUACCGGUCCCGCUCCCCAGCUCCACAGCUUCUCCCUGCCCAGGCUCGUGUUCCAGCCCAGCCCCAUUCACUCUGGGCCUGAGAUUGUCCUCAGUGACUGCUUGCUAGCAGAUGACCUUCCUGGCUCUGUGCUGGAAGUGUUUAUUUCACUGAGCUUGU